This is a messenger RNA of Chrysemys picta bellii (western painted turtle), 947 nucleotides long. RefSeq names its product vesicle transport through interaction with t-SNAREs 1B (gene VTI1B). Gene Ontology annotation, biological process: macroautophagy; retrograde transport, endosome to Golgi; intra-Golgi vesicle-mediated transport. NCBI's taxonomy places the organism in Eukaryota, Metazoa, Chordata, Testudines, Emydidae. Gene Ontology annotation, cellular component: Golgi apparatus; endoplasmic reticulum membrane; late endosome membrane. The record is from RefSeq and is a predicted model, not a curated record. Gene Ontology annotation, molecular function: SNAP receptor activity; SNARE binding.
GACGGCAGCUGCCGCCGCCAUGGCGGGUCGGGGCUCCGGCUCCUCCGAGCACUUCGAGCGGCUGCACGAGAUUUUCCGGGGGCUGCAGGCGCAGCUGCGGGGCGUCCCGGAGAGACUGCGGGGGAGCGCGGCCGCUGCGGGAGAUGGAAGAAGAACUGAAAUAUGCCCCAGUGUCCUUCCGCAACCAAAUGAUGAACAGAAUCCGGACCUACAAGAGAGACCUUGCCAUGUUCCAGAGAGAGAUUAAAAGCACAGAUUUGGGGUUGGGCCCUGGAAGUCGGGGGGACACAAAAUACGGAAUCUAUUCCAUGGAAAAUGAGCAGAGUACUCAUUUGCAGUCGCAGAGGGGCUUGCUUCUCCAGGGGACAGAGAGCCUGAACCGAGCCACUCAGAGCAUUGACCGUUCACACCAGAUCGCUGCAGAGACGGAUCAGAUAGGUACAGAGAUAAUCGAGGAACUUGGGGACCAGCGAGAGCAAUUGGAACGCACCAAAAGCAGAUUAGUGAACACAAGCGAAAACCUAAGCAAAACCCGUAAGAUCCUGCGUUCCAUGUCGAAAAGAGUUAUGACUAACAAGUUGCUGCUGUCUGUCAUCAUCAUCCUGGAACUAGCCAUCCUAGGAGGUGUGGUCUACUACAAGUUCUUCCGCAAGAGCUGAGCUUGCACAGCCCAGAUUGGUGUUCCCCUUUGUUUCUCAAGGAUUAUGCAUGGACAUAAGUGAGAAACUGGGUGGCAGUAGCGCCAGAAGUGGAUGAGAUGUCUAGUCCAGUUGGAAGUUCUCUGGUUGAGCUGUCAGGUACUGACUCUAGAAAGACAUGGUGGUUAUAAAGAAAACACAGACUAAGACUGAAGUAAUGGUAAUAGACAGUAAUAAUUAUUUUAUUACUUGUCUAAAUUUACAUAUUUCUAAUUGACUAAAUGAAUAAAACGUAUACAUCAUACAGUA